This is a messenger RNA of Emys orbicularis (European pond turtle), 3054 nucleotides long. It is a transcript of the gene SCUBE2, whose product is annotated as signal peptide, CUB domain and EGF like domain containing 2. Bases 1 to 3054 code for a protein of 1017 amino acids. Gene Ontology annotation, biological process: signal transduction. Lineage: Eukaryota; Metazoa; Chordata; Testudines; Emydidae. The record is from RefSeq and is a predicted model, not a curated record. The transcript is spliced from 23 exons. Gene Ontology annotation, molecular function: calcium ion binding. Gene Ontology annotation, cellular component: cell surface.
AUGGGGUCCGGCCGCCGCUGCUCCGCUGGGGCGGCGCUGCUGCCGCUGCUGCUGCUGCUCCUCCUCCAGGGACCGGUCCACGCCGCCGGGCUGCUCCUGCCCGAUGUGGAUGAGUGUGCCCAAGGGACUGAUGACUGUCAUCCAGAUGCUAUUUGUCAAAACAUUCCAAAGCUGUACAAGUGCACAUGCAAACUGGGUUACAGUGGUGAAGGGAAAAUGUGUGAAGACAUUGAUGAAUGUGAUAACGACUUCAAUGGAGGCUGCGUACAUGAAUGUUUCAACAUUCCAGGCAAUUAUCGCUGUACUUGUUAUGAUGGCUUCAUGUUGGCUCACGAUGGCCAUAAUUGUCUCGAUACGGAUGAAUGUAUGUUCAACAACGGUGGUUGCCAGCACCUGUGUGUCAAUACCAUGGGGAGCUAUGAGUGUCGUUGUAAGGCAGGGUUCUUCCUGAGUGACAACCAGCACACGUGCAUUCACCAUUCCGAAGAUGGCAUGAGCUGCAUGAAUAAAGACCAUGGCUGUGCCCAUAUCUGCAGAGAAGCACCGAAAGGAGGAGUGGCAUGUGAAUGCAGACCUGGAUUUGAACUGGCCAGGAACCAGAGGGACUGCAUUUUGACGUGCAAUCAUGGGAAUGGUGGGUGUCAGCAUACAUGUGAGGAUGCUGAUGAUGGGCCCAUUUGUGGAUGUCACCCAAAGUACACAGUGCACUCGGAUGGGAAAACCUGCCUUGAAAGAGAGGAGGCUGUAGCUGAGAUCUCUGAGAGCAAUGCCACAGCAGGAGCGGAUGUGGACAAGCGAGUAAAGCGGCGGCUGAUCAUGGAAACAUGCGCUGUAAAUAAUGGUGGCUGCGACCGCACUUGCAAAGACACCUCAACUGGAGUUCAUUGCAGCUGUCCCGUCGGAUUUACACUCCAGUUUGAUGGGAAGACAUGUAAAGAUAUUGAUGAAUGCCAGGCCAGCAAUGGAGGCUGUGAUCAUUUUUGUAAAAACACUGUCGGCAGUUUUGAUUGCAGCUGCAAAAAAGGAUUUAAAUUAUUGACAGAUGAGAAGUGUUGUCAAGACAUUGAUGAAUGUUCUUUUGAAAGGACAUGUGACCAUACGUGCAUCAAUCAUCCAGGCUCUUUUGAGUGUAGUUGUAACAAAGGAUACAUUCUCUAUGGCUUCACACAUUGUGGAGAUAUUAACGAAUGUAGCAUCAACAAUGGAGGCUGCCAGCAGACCUGUGUGAACACACUGGGGGAUUAUGAAUGUCAGUGUCAUUCCAGCCACAAAUUACACUGGAAUAAAAAGGACUGUGUCGAGAUAGAGGGGUCCCUGCCCGAUGAUACAUCACCCAAAGUAUUGCUGUCCUGUAUAAAGAGUGAUGGGAGUGAUAGGUGCAUCUUAAACUGUCCCUCCGAGGUACAUUUGAUUUCUGGAAUGCAAGACGCCUACACUCUUACCUGUGGCAGCUCUUCUCAGCUUAAGAAAAAACAGCAAAAUACAAAUGAAUCUACUUGCCUGGAUACCUCAACCAUCAAGACAAGUGUAACCUUUAAGUUUAAUGAAGGAACAUGUAGUUUGAAAAAGACUGAGAUGUUUCGAGAAGGUCUGCAACAGAUAAUACCAGAUAAUCAUAACUCAGUAAUGGAGAGCUUCUACUAUGUAAACCUAAAAUGCAGCUCUGGCAAGAAAGUUCUCGGAGCCGUCAGCAGACCCACGACAGCUAAAGAAAUGUUUAUCACAGUGGACUUUGAGCUUGAAACAAACCAAAAGGAGGUGACAGACACGUGUGAUUUGAGCUGUGCUCGAAAAAGGACUGAGAAGAGACUCCGCAAAACAAUUAGAACCUUGCGGAAGGUAAUCAACAGGGAGCAAUUCCAUGUUCGUCUCUCUGGUAUGGACCAUGAAGUGGCCAAAAAGUCUCCCAGACUCUUGAAUCUACAGGAGUUCUGUGGCAUGGGACAAAUGCGUGUGGAUAACAGAUGUGCUAGCUGCAGUGUUGGAACAUACUAUGAUGGGGAACAAGAACUCUGUGUUUUAUGCCCUAAUGGAACAUACCAAGAUGAGGAAGGACAAAUAACUUGUCAACCUUGCCCAAGUCCUCAGAACCCAGGAAACCAAAAAUUAGCUGGAGCUCGUGGUAUAUCUGAAUGUGGAGAUCAGUGCUCACUGGGUGAAUAUUCCUCUGAUGGCUUCAAGCCUUGUCUGCCAUGUCCCUUUGGAACAUACCAACCUGAAGCUGGCCGGACAUCCUGCUUUCCAUGUGGAGGAGGUCUGACAACAAAAUACAGCAGUGCAUCGAUGUUUCAGGACUGCGAGACGAAAGUUCAAUGUUCACCUGGUCAUUUUUAUAACACUACAACUCACCGGUGUAUUCGCUGCACAGUUGGGACCUACCAACCUGAAUUUGGUCAAAAUUAUUGUAUUUCAUGCCCUGGAAACACUACUACUGAUUUUGAUGGAUCAACAAACAUAACCCAGUGUAAAAAUAGACACUGUGGAGGUGAACUUGGAGAUUUUACUGGAUACGUUGAAUCCCCAAACUAUCCUGGGAAUUACCCUGCGAACAUUGAAUGUACGUGGACUAUAAAUCCACCUCCUAAGCGCCGCAUUCUGAUUGUGGUUCCAGAAAUAUUUCUGCCAAUAGAAGAUGAAUGUGGAGACUACCUGGUGAUGCGAAAAAGUUCUUCCUCUAAUUCUGUGACCACAUAUGAAACCUGCCAAACCUACGAACGCCCUAUAGCUUUCACGUCUAGGUCUAAAAAACUGUGGAUCCAGUUCAAGUCGAAUGAAGGGAAUAGUGCCAAAGGAUUCCAGGUGCCUUAUGUAACAUAUGAUGAGGAUUACCAGGAGCUAAUAGAAGACAUAGUUCGGGAUGGUAGACUCUAUGCAUCUGAAAAUCAUCAAGAGAUACUUAAGGAUAAGAAGCUGAUAAAGGCAUUGUUUGAUGUCUUGGCACAUCCGCAGAACUACUUCAAGUACACAGCACAAGAGUCUAGAGAGAUGUUCCCACGAUCCUUUAUUCGACUGCUGCGCUCUAAAGUUUCCAGAUUUUUGAGACCUUACAAAUAA